UUCCGUCUGCAGUGGAGGAAGCAAAUCGAAACUCCUCAAUGAGUUCACCUUCACAUAAAUAGUUUGAGUCCCUCUUUCUCCGCCAGCUCCUUUUCACCACCCCGGCACCAUGAACGGCUCCGUGCACUCCUCGCCCGAUGUGGUGGAAAUCCUGCUGAAACGUGGACCGGCGGGCUUGGGGUUCAACAUUGUUGGAGGCGUGGACCAGGAGUAUGUGAUGAAGGACAGUGGGAUAUAUGUGUCCAAAAUCAAAGAGGAUGGAGCUGCAGGGCUGGAUGGAAGACUCCAAGAGGGAGACAAGAUCCUUUCAAUCAACGGAAUCGUGCUGGAGGAUCGGACACACAAAGCUGUGGUGGAGCUGUUCAGGACGGCGGGGGAGGACGUGGCACUCCUUGUUCAGAAAAAGCCACCCCGUCAAAUGAACGGACCCGUAGAAUCCAACCCGGACAGCCCUCCUCCAGCAUCGUAUUGGACAACAAUACUGAUAGCAGCGUUGGCGAGCGCCACCAUCAUCUCCCUGUUGUUAUACAGGCGGCGCAAUUAGGAGGCACAUUUACCCAAGCCGAUGACGUCUGUAUGUUCCUUUUUUGUUUCUUUUUUUUUUUUUUUUAAAUCAGAAACUUUGAUAAAAGCCAAAGAUGCGAACGAGGGGAAAAUGUCUGAAUGGUAGACUCUAUUUUUUUCUUUCUGAUUAGCAGGUGUUUGUGUCACUCAUGAGUUUCUCCGUGUAUUUUUAUGUGAUCGAUGGUAGCUUCUUCAGUGCUUUCCUAUGCAAAAGGACGACGUGUCACUAGGUAACCUCGUAGAGGGAAGCAGAAGGAGGACGUACACGUUCGUGCUGCUGAGCUGAGCUCAGCCCGAAACAAUCUGAAGCUUCUUGAGUCAAAAUGAAAUGUCAGGCUGUGUGUGUGUGUGUGUGUUUGUGUUCAGUUGCUGGUAGGCCUGUCUGCUCCUCCGUGAUGGGAGACGGCGUGUGACCAUCCAGAACUCGCAUGGCCGGCUUUGAUUUUCAUUUUGUAUUGUUGCACAGCAUCGUGGGAGGAGCAGCAGGACAACCUGCAGUGGCGGUGACUAAUGGUGACGGAGAGGUUUCUUAGUGCCUUGUUUCCAGCCUGUCCAUUUCUAUUGCUGCUCCUUGUCAUGAUCCCAAUGAAAAUCAUCCACACACUCUGUCCAACGCAUUUGAUUUUACUUUCGUUUUAUCCUGCAGAAAACACCCAAAGCGCGGCAGUUAGACCAAAUUUCUAUACUUUCGAACACCCUCGACUUCAAGCUUAUUUAAUAAUCUAAAUCUUUAAAAGCUGGUCAAAAAUGUUUCUUCUCUCCCUAAAAAUGCCAAUUGUUUUCUGAAAUGCAGCUGGAGCAGGGGACUAGAGUGCAUUUGUCAGUGACUUAUUGGAUGCGGAUUAAUACAAAUGGAGUGCUCAGCUGAGUAUCCGCAGCAGCAGCUCAGUGUUUGUGGGAUUAACGGCGCAACAGUUUGGCUCACUCAUGUGUUUUUAAUAGUUUGUGUCUGAGAGCGAAGCCCUGUGGCACGGACAAAUAAACCAUAUCUGAUUCAACUUUUUUUUUUUUUUUUUUUUGUGGGAUUUAAAAACGGAGCGAUCGUCAGCGGAUGUAGCCGUGGAGGCAAAACCAGCUCCAAGUGUCGCCAAGUAGUAUUAACUUUCACGAGGUGUCUAGUCAUUCAGGAUCCAGGUCACGCAAUCGUAACAAUGCUAUCUGAUAUUCCAGUAGAGCUAUUUUGUGACGGACCAACAGCUAAAAACAGAAAAGCAGCCAAAACAAAGUAGCUUCCAGCCGCUUUUUAGGUUUUCUUUUCUUUUUGCACUAUCCACUCUCAUGGAACUCCACCCAUAUCUACCGCCAAGUCAAUCCAGUAUAAGUGUUUUUUUUUUCUUCUUUAUUUGCUCCACACCUGUCGUGUUAAACGUCCCCGACUGGAUGUGGUUUGUUGUGUGUAAAUACAUUUCAUGUCGCUCUGCUGAGUGGGACUGUGAAUAUGUUUCCAAAUGCCAGAACCAGUGGAUCAAAAGGCACUAAUAAAUUAUGCAAAUACUGUGUGUUUGACAUCCAGACACCUAUUAAAAUUCAUGUUGAAUUC
Messenger RNA from Salarias fasciatus (jewelled blenny), 2104 nucleotides. RefSeq names its product synaptojanin 2 binding protein (gene synj2bp). Gene Ontology annotation, molecular function: protein kinase binding. The transcript is spliced from 4 exons. NCBI's taxonomy places the organism in Eukaryota, Metazoa, Chordata, Actinopteri, Blenniiformes, Blenniidae. Gene Ontology annotation, biological process: receptor localization to synapse; receptor clustering; embryo development. Gene Ontology annotation, cellular component: cell junction; basolateral plasma membrane. The coding region runs from base 110 to 544 and encodes 144 amino acids. The record is from RefSeq and is a predicted model, not a curated record.